Messenger RNA from Hippoglossus stenolepis (Pacific halibut), 3363 nucleotides. Its product is annotated as sialin. The record is from RefSeq and is a predicted model, not a curated record. Gene Ontology annotation, molecular function: transmembrane transporter activity. The transcript has 11 exons. Bases 726 to 2279 code for a protein of 517 amino acids. Gene Ontology annotation, biological process: monoatomic anion transport; transmembrane transport. NCBI's taxonomy places the organism in Eukaryota, Metazoa, Chordata, Actinopteri, Pleuronectiformes, Pleuronectidae.
GAUGGUUCUACAACUCGUAUCUAAUGCGGAAACUUUCCACGGAUACAAAACUUUUCUGACAUUUGCACAAAAUAUUUCUAUUGCUGAAAAAGUUUGUAUGUAUAUGCACAAUAUUCCUACAGCUACAAAAAGUUUUCUAAACAUGUACAAAAUAUUUCCACUGCUACAAAACAAUUUGUACUUGCACACAAAAAGUGCAGGUGACCCUCGUUUGAUUCCAUAUUCUGAGGUUUGAUGGAUUGAAGAGCUGGAAUUAAAAAGGGUUGUAAAACAUUGAAAUGCGGAAAACCAACCCAACCUGGCAACACACCUGACAGCCAAUCACUGAGGAGACUGGGCCAGUUGAUGAGAUCAUGUGAUUUACACGGCAUAUCCGCAGCGCUGAUCUACAAAUCAUACGAGCUUGCCUCGGCGCACUGUGUCACAUCAGGCGUGUCCGCUCCAGUCACGGGGGCCUCCGUGUUUUCUUAAAGGUUCCGGGGAACACCUCGCGAUCAUGUGACAGUUUCUCUCGUCGCGGUGGAAAACAGCGGCUGAGCUCAGAUGUUGUUGUUUUACUGACAUGAGACAAUUCGUCCUGCUGCUCCGCGACAUGUUUCACCCUCAGAACAAAGGAUCACAGCCGCUUCUGCUCUGAACUCCUCCAGCAGCAGAUUUCCUGGACGCCAUGAUUCACUGACGUCAUUUUACAGUAUUUUAGUGUUUAGCUGGGCCAGUCGACGGCCAUGCCGCGAUCAAAUGGCUUCUCCGUCAACGCAGCGUCUUCAGACGAGAGCGAGGACGUGGAGGACGUGGAGGACGUGGAGCCGCUCAUCGAGACAGACGCAGCAGUUCAUCCUCAGUGCUGCUCCGCUCGUCUCAACCUCGCCAUCAUCAUGUUCUUCGGGUUCUCCGUGGUCUACGGUCUCCGUGUCAACCUCAGUGUUGCCAUGGUCGUCAUGGUGAACACCACCGAGCCCACACCGGCCCCGAACAGCUCCAUCGUGCACGCGUGUCCGAUGCCGCCAGGGAUGGAAAACGCCAGUGACACGUUCCCACAACCAGAGGGGGUCCCUCAGUAUCUCUGGGACUCUGAGACGCAGGGCUGGCUCCUGGGGGCCUUCUUCUUCGGCUACCUGUGCACGCAGAUCCCGGGGGGUUACCUGGCCGGUCUCUACGGGGGGAAGGUCUUCAUGGGUUUGGGUGUGCUGGGCACGGCUGCCCUCACCCUCCUCACCCCCAUGGCUGCUCAGCUGGGUGUGACCUGGCUGUUUGCACUACGAGCGCUGGAGGGCUUUGGCGAGGGUGUCACGUUCCCGGCCAUGAUGGCGAUGUGGGCUCGCUGGGCCCCCCCUCUGGAGCGCUCUCGCCUGAUGACGAUGUCGGGAUCCGGGGCAAACUUCGGAGCCUUUGUGGCUCUGCCGCUCACGGGCUUGAUCUGCCAAACACUGGGCUGGCCCGCUGUGUUCUACCUCUGUGGAGGAGCCGGCUGCCUCUGGGCCGUCUUCUGGUUUCUUCUCGUGUCAGAUGACCCUCACACACAUCGUCGAAUCAGCGAAGAGGAGAGAGAUUACAUCAUAAACUCUAUUGGGCCUCAGGGCACAGGUCACGGCUGGUCCGUCCCCGUGCUGCCCAUGCUGCUGUCCGUCCCCCUGUGGGCCAUCAUCGUCACCCAGAUGUGUGCAAACUGGUCCUACUACACCCUGCUCACCUCCCUGCCCACAUACAUGAACAACAUCCUGCACUUUGACCUCAGAUCGAAUGCCCUCCUGUCCGCUCUGCCGUACCUCGGUGCCUGGUUGCUCUCCACGCUGUCGGGCUUCAUGGCUGACGGCCUCAUCGAGAAGCGGCUGCUCAGCGUCACCACCGUGCGCAAGCUCUUCACUGUCAUAGGUCUGUUGUUUCCCGCAGCUUUCCUCGUGGCUGUGGCGUACGCCGGCUGCAGCCACGUCCUCACCGUCACCUUCCUCACACUCUCCAUGACCACCGGUGGGGUCAGCGCCUCCGGAGUCUUCAUCAAUCAGAUAGACAUCGCCCCUCGAUACGCAGGAUUUCUUCUGGGAAUCACCAACACGUUCGGGACCAUCCCCGGUGUCAUGGCGCCGAUAGCGACCGGAUACUUCACCAAACAUCACACGCUGGCAGGCUGGCAGACGGUGUUCUGGGUCGCGGCCGGGAUCAACGUCGGCGGCGCUAUCGUCUACGCGAUAUUCGGCAGCGGGAAGAUUCAGCAGUGGGCCGUCACGGAGGAGGAGAGGGCGGAGGUGGAGGGGAAGAGGAGCAGGUCCAUCUCAACAUAGAAAAAAGUACAAAUAUUCCAGCUCACUUUUUUCUAUAGAGAAAAAAAUACAAUCAACAGGAUGCAUUUGAACCCAGUUUACUGAAAACAGAGACAGUUCUACCUCUGAAAACUCAAUUACAGGAAUAUUAUGCAGCAUUUACUCUCAGAAUGAAGACAGAUGUUAAAAAGAGUUGGCUGCAGAACAACUUUAAUAUUUAAACAUGUCAUAGAAGCAGGACGUCUCGAUGGAGUCGUGUUUUUCUACAGUGUCAGUGCAGUAUUUUUGUGAAUGUGUCACUGGUCUUUUGAAAGUUAAAACAAAGAGUUUUUUAGUUAAUCGAUAGUUUUAAGACUUUGAAAUGAUGGAGCAGUUUUAUCACAUUUCCAGUUGGAAAGAGAAAAGCAGAUUCUCUAAGUGUUGAAGUCAAAUGGACAGAUUUACUAUUUGCAUUGACAUGAUUCAACAGCUGCUGACAGAUAGUUUUUUAAUGUUACGGCUCCUGAAAUAUGACCGAUAUUUACAUGACUACUUUUUGCCCAGUUUUCCUUUGACAGUGAAAACAAUGGGACCAAGCGUUUUAUGAUGAGACCACAUUUCUUAAGCUGCUUUGUUUCCGAAGCAUUUUCCACUAAGACACCAAAAAGCCUUAUGUUCUAUAAGACUGCCAAUGUUUUACAAAACAAACUUUCCAGGAGAGUUUUCUUUUUAUUUAUUAUUUAGAAAAUCACUUUAGUUUUUAUGCCUAACUUCCAAAGCAAUGACUGGAUUUUGUUCAUGUAACUUUUCCAUCAAGAUGCUGCCGUUAUUUUUUAUUUCUUUAAAUGCAAUUUUUAUUGUUUUUAUGCAACACGAAUGGGACUUUAAAAAAAAUAUAUAUAUAUAUAUAUAUAUAUGAGCAUUUUUGUAAGCUUAUACGAGAGAUGUUCCAAUACCUGCACCUGAAAUGCUGAGUCAUGUUCCGAUCAUUUCUCUAAAGCUGCAGUUGAGCUUCACUGCCUCUGGUAAGUUCUGUGUGUUAGACACAGGUCGUUAAAAUAUCAGCCAUUUGGUUACAUGUCACGCUGGGAAAUCCCAAAAUAAAAUGUGAUGGGUACUUCAGUUU